AUGGCAGCAAAGUUCCUCCUAGCUCUGGCUUGUGUCACAUUGGCUCAAUGUAGCCCUGCCCUUAUAAACGGUUAUUUAUACCGUGAUGGACGAGGGUUCUCAGUGGGACAAGCCUUUGCGAACGGCUAUGGUGGGCGUGCAACGGGGUCCGCUACCGCUAAUGGCGGCGUCCUCCAGGCCUAUGGUACUGCUUCAUCGGCUGACAAUCAAUUUGCAAGAAAUGACUUUGGUGAAGCUAUUCCUGGACAGGCUGUAGCAAAUGCUGAGGUUUUUGAAGGUCCAGAGGCUCCUCAAUAUGGAGUAGCUAAAGCUGUCGCUGAAGCUCAAAACGCACCUACAUUUUAUUACGAAAUCCCUCAACCAGCUGCUAUUAUGUACGAACAAAACUUUGAACUGCCCGCACAGAUGAGAUAUCAAUUACCUGCAGGACAAAUUAAAGCUGAAUCUUCUGCUAUCGUCAACGGAGAUUCAGAAUCCUCAAUCUCAACAGUGAGUAAUGACGGUGCUGGUUCAGCUCAGUCUUCUGCCCAAACCCGUGGAGUAGGUAGUUAUGGCAUAACAGCCUCAAAUGCAAAGAUUUACGGAGGACAAGGGUCAGCAUCCGCAAAUGCCAACAACGGCCUUGGAAACACUAUCACCUCUGCCAGAACUCAAGGAUUCGGUGCCGCAAACACAAGGUCUCAGGGAGGACUCGGCUUGACCUCUGCUCAAUCACAGACCAACGGCGGAUAUGGCUCAGCUUCGUCCACUGUUAACAAUGCCUAUGAAUCAGCAGUUGCCACCGCGAAUACUCAAGGCUUCGGUUCAGCAACCUCAAACGCAGAUAUCAACAACGCCGUUGCUUCCGCUAAAGCCGCUGAGCACAGAGGCAUCUCGUGGCGUUUUGGAACCCUCUAUGGUACCCCCUCAAUGGUGGCUCCCUCUAACCUCGGCCAAGCUCAAGCUUCAAGCCAAGCUAACGGUGGCCUAGCUAAAUCUACCGCACACACAAACACAGCUGGUUAUGGAAAUGCUCAAUCAUCCGCUGAUGCUAUCGGUCAGGGCUCUGCCAACGCAAAUGCUAACAUUAACGGUGGUUACGUCAACUCUGCAGCGAAAACAUACGGUUAUGAUGCAGGUGUAGCUAAAACCGUAGCUAACACUCAGGGCUUUGGAACUGCCAACUCUGAAGCCAACACUGGUCUUGGAUCCGUGAAAUCUGCCGCCAACACCAAUGGAUUCGGUUAUGGCAACGCAAACGCUAAUGCUGAUAUCAGCGGAACAGGCCUGAAGUCAACUGCGAACACCAACGGAUUUGGAUCUGCUUCUUCUUCUGCUAACAACGGAGCCACCAUGGGUUCAUGGAGAACAAACGUUUACAACCCAUACGGUGGCUCUCGCACUGUAGCUAACGCUCAAACAUCUGGCCAGGGUUCCGCCUCCUCAUCAGCUAACACCCAAGGUCUACACGCUGGAUACAGAGUAGUGAACUCUUCCGCAAACACAUCAGGACAUGGCUCAGCUCAGGCCAAUGCCCAAUCCAUUUAA
Pieris macdunnoughi is the source of this 1527-nucleotide messenger RNA. NCBI's taxonomy places the organism in Eukaryota, Metazoa, Arthropoda, Insecta, Lepidoptera, Pieridae. The record is from the annotation of a GenBank genome assembly.